Molecule: messenger RNA, 1476 nt
Organism: Strigops habroptila (Kakapo)
Lineage: Eukaryota; Metazoa; Chordata; Aves; Psittaciformes; Psittacidae
Gene: SFXN1
Product: sideroflexin 1
Exons: 11
Coding region: 482-1450 (322 amino acids)
Biological process (GO): serine import into mitochondrion; monoatomic ion transport
Cellular component (GO): mitochondrial inner membrane
Molecular function (GO): monoatomic ion transmembrane transporter activity
Source: RefSeq, a predicted model, not a curated record
GGGGCAGCUCCUCACGCUCUCCCGCAGCCCGCCCCGGGCCGCGCAUCCCCGGGGCCGGGGGGGUCCGACGGCAAAGGCUUCCUCCUGCCCGGGGCAGGGCUCGGCAGCAUUGCCCCUCCAGGAAAGGUCUGUCCGCCCGGCGUGUCCUUCCUAAGGGAUUAAGACAAGGGAAAGACAGACAUGGAGGGGCGCAGCGGGAUAAAGCAACGCCCCUUCGCCUCCUCUAACAUCUUCAUUCGGGCGCAGCUUCUUCUGGGCAGCCUCUCCCCGGUUUUCUACCUUCCCGGGGAAUAACGUCCCGACCGGCCAAGCAGCCGGGGCGAGAGCCGCAGCCGGGCUCCCGGAGCGGCUGUCCUGGAGUUUAAGGCAAACGGGAUUACUUUUUCCCGUCCCGAGGUCCGGGACGCCCGCGGUGCUCCGCGAUGCCUGGGCGCUGCGAGCCGGCUGAGCUCAGUCAAUUGAUGCGGAAAAGUUUUUGAAGAUGUCAGGAAAUAUACCAUUAAAUAUUAAUAUCAAGGAGCCUCGAUGGGAUCAAAGCACUUUUGCUGGACGAGCCAAUCACUUCUUUACUGUAACAGACCCCCGGAAUAUUUUGUUAUCUAAUGCCCAGCUGGAAAAUGCAAGAAAAAUUGUGCAUGAUUACAGACAAGGUAUCGUGUCACCUGGCUUGACAGAAGAUGACUUGUGGAGAGCAAAAUAUAUCUAUGAUUCAGCCUUUCACCCAGACACUGGUGAAAAGAUGAUCUUGAUUGGCCGAAUGUCAGCUCAGGUACCCAUGAACAUGACUAUCACAGGUUGUAUGAUGACCUUCUAUAGAACGACACCAGCGGUGCUUUUCUGGCAGUGGAUUAACCAGUCCUUCAAUGCUGUAGUAAAUUACACAAACAGGAGCGGUGAUGCCCCAAUUACUGUCAGCCAGCUGGGAACAGCCUAUGUUUCUGCUACCACAGGUGCUGUCGCAACAGCUUUAGGACUUAAUGCACUAACAAAGCAUGUCUCACCUCUUAUAGGACGGUUUGUUCCUUUUGCUGCUGUUGCUGCUGCUAACUGCAUUAAUAUUCCACUAAUGAGGCAAAGAGAAAUCAAGUUUGGAAUCCCUGUCAUGGAUGAGAAUGGAAACAGACUGGGUGACUCAUCAAAAGCAGCUCAACAGGCAAUCGCCCAGGUGGUUAUAUCAAGGAUUCUUAUGGCUGCUCCUGGCAUGGCAAUUCCUCCCUUCAUAAUGAAUACAUUGGAAAAGAAAGCCUUUUUAAAGAGAUAUCCUUGGAUGAGUGCUCCCAUUCAAGUUGGAUUAGUUGGAUUCUGUCUUGUGUUUGCCACACCUCUGUGUUGUGCACUGUUUCCUCAAAAAAGUUCUAUGUCUGUAACACGCUUGGAGCCAGAAUUGCAAGCCAAGAUCCAAAAGAACAGCCCUGAAGUAGAACGUGUAUACUUUAAUAAAGGAUUAUAAUUCAAGGAAGGGAAAGUAUCUUUCAA